This is a messenger RNA of Scomber japonicus (chub mackerel), 1252 nucleotides long. RefSeq names its product retinol dehydrogenase 14b (gene rdh14b). The transcript has 2 exons. The coding region runs from base 38 to 1009 and encodes 323 amino acids. NCBI's taxonomy places the organism in Eukaryota, Metazoa, Chordata, Actinopteri, Scombriformes, Scombridae. The record is from RefSeq and is a predicted model, not a curated record.
UUUUUCCCUGCUGACCUGUCACCCGGUCCCCGCUUUCAUGUUGACUGCGGUGCUGGUUGCUGUUGCUGUCGGCGGGGGGGUCUUGUUUCUUAUGCGCCGUAUCUUCCCCAGCCAGAAAGCCAUGAAGCUGCUACAGUACCCGGCGGACACCAUGCGAGGAAAGACGGUUAUCGUAACUGGAGCUAACAGCGGGAUAGGAAAGGCUCUAACCGGGGAGCUGCUGAAGCUGCAGGCCCGGGUCAUCAUGGCCUGUCGGGACCAGCGCAGCGCCGAGGAGACGGCUCAGGAGAUCAAGACACAGUCGGGUGCAGAACAGGGGGAGGUGGUCAUCAAACACUUAGACCUUGCAUCGCUUGGUUCAGUCCGCAAAUUCUGUGAAGAGAUUAAGAAGGAGGAAUCUAAGAUUGAUGUGCUCGUCAACAAUGCGGGCAUCUACCAGUGUCCUUACACAAAGACAGAGGAUGGUUUUGAGAUGCAGCUCGGCGUGAAUCACCUGGGCCACUUCCUUCUCACUCACCUCCUGCUGGACCUCAUGAAGACAUCCGCCCCCAGCCGCAUCGUCGUGGUUUCCUCCAAGCUUUACAAAUAUGGUCACAUCAACUUUGAUGACCUCAAUAGUGAAAAUAACUACGAUAAGGCAUUCUGCUACAGUCAGAGCAAGCUGGCCAACCUGCUGUUUACGCUUGAGCUGGCUCGCCAACUGGAAGGCACAGGGGUCACAGUCAAUGCUCUCACCCCGGGUAUUGUGAGGACCAGACUUGGCAGGCAUGUUCAAAUCCCUCUCCUGGCAAAGCCUCUGUUCAACAUCGCCUCAAUGGUCUUUUUCAAGAGUCCACUGGAGGGGGCCCAGACCCCUCUCUAUCUGUCCUGCUCACCUGAUGUGGAGGGAGUGUCUGGGAAGUGUUUCGCUAACUGUGAGGAGGAGGAGCUCAUGCCCACAGCCACAGAUGACCAGGCAGCCAAGAAACUGUGGGAAGUGAGCAGGAGGAUGGUUGGACUCGCUGACUGAGCCGAGUCAUGUGUUGUGGACGCUAUUGUGUGUUUUUAUCUCUAGCAGCCCCACAGAUGUUACUCUAUGAGAGAUGGCGCGUGAAAAGACCAAUUGCCUCCUUGGGGAUGUAACCAUGAAAUGACUGACAUAUUGUGCCAAUGAAGUGUGUAAAUUAAGAGUCUGUGUGGAAAAGUGCUGAGUGUACAUUGCAGUGAGUUGGUCAGAGAAUGUGUGCAGCUUUGAAUUAAAAAUUGAAUGUGA